Molecule: messenger RNA, 924 nt
Organism: Tricharina praecox
Lineage: Eukaryota; Fungi; Ascomycota; Pezizomycetes; Pezizales; Pyronemataceae
Exons: 2
Coding region: 193-879 (228 amino acids)
Source: RefSeq, a predicted model, not a curated record
GGAAUAUCGAUAUCUACUUGCUCGUCCGUCUGUCCAUUUGCCUACCUGCUCGUCCGCAGCUGCUGCAUUACUGUCGCUUCUAUUCGGUCUGGACUGAAGAUUCUACAUUUUCAUUCAUUCAUUCGUUCAUCCGUUCGUUCAUUUAUACAUUCAUCAUCAUGGCCACAGAUCCUCUACAGUCCCGUCAGCAGCAUGAGCUCUCAUUCAUCAUCCUCGGGGAGACUGAGCCUUCCGCGCCUAAAAACCCCAGGAAACUCGACUCUCCAGCCCUACCAUAACAACAACGAGCUCUCGGCAUUAUCGUGCUCCUCGAUAGUGUCACAGAUCAUCGGACAGUACAUCUACACGCCGCUUACAGCUGCGCCCGAGAGCUACGAGGCGGCGACAGUGGAAGAGAACCAGCUAUACUGGGAUGAGAAGCAGCUGUACUGGGAGGAGACGAAGGAGACCGUCGAGGACAUGAUCUAUGCCCUCGAUAGAGUGCUAGGGAUGGCGCCGGGAAGCAAUGUUGGGAAGGAAGAGGCAAAGGAGGAGAAGAAGAUGGAGGUGCCGGUGGUGUGGCCCGAGGUCAGGGUGGAAAAGCAAGAGUGGCCCGAGGUGAAGGUGGAAAAUCAAGAGCUGUACUGGGGCGAACAGAAGGAGUCCGUCGAGGACAUGAUCAACGCCCUCAACAGGGUCAUCGAGCGCGGCAGUUCGGGGACACCGACUUCGGACGGUUAUACGCCGCUCACGGCUACGGCGGAGAAUUUUCGGUUGGAUAUUAUGGCGGAGCCGGAGGUGGUGAGGAUGCGGUUUUGCGCGAAGGAGGAGGUGGUGGUGGAGGUGGAGGAGGAGGAGAGGGAGGAGGAGGGUACCAGUGCUCCAGGAGGAAAAGAAUGAGUCGCCGGAGGAAAUAUCCCACGGCCUCGACCGGUCGCUUUCAAC